Messenger RNA from Aspergillus tubingensis, 1803 nucleotides. Its product is annotated as ferric reductase family protein. Gene Ontology annotation, biological process: intracellular iron ion homeostasis; copper ion import; iron ion transport. The record is from RefSeq and is a predicted model, not a curated record. NCBI's taxonomy places the organism in Eukaryota, Fungi, Ascomycota, Eurotiomycetes, Eurotiales, Aspergillaceae. Bases 1 to 1803 code for a protein of 600 amino acids. Gene Ontology annotation, cellular component: plasma membrane. The transcript has 4 exons. Gene Ontology annotation, molecular function: ferric-chelate reductase activity.
AUGGACUCCGACUUGUGGUAUUCCAUGCUCAAUGACACCCUCUGCUAUGCCAAUCUCUGGGUGUUGGCCUGUAUGAUUGUGGUUGUCUUCGCCUGGCAGUCCUCCGGCCGUCUCUCUGCCCACCUGCGUCGCCUCGCCAGUUUUACCGACCACCGCCAGACCUACCAUCGCGUUCCCAAUUUCCAUGUGGCCUGGUUGAAGAGACACCUUUUGGAUGCGCCGCUGCUGCGCUCUCGCCAUAACCAGGAAUGGCAGCUCUCCCGCGCCGUCAACAUGGGCACCCUGCCCAGCCGCUUCCAUACCCUGCUCCUGACCGUCAUCGUUGUCAUGAAUAUUGUGCUGUGCACCAACACUGUGCCUUAUGGAUCGAAGGAAUCAACUGUUGCGGAGCUUAUUCGUAACCGAACUGGUUACAUGGCCACCGCCAAUCUGUUCCCCCUACUGGUCAUGGCUGGCCGCAACAACCCCCUGAUCCCGCUUCUGCGCGUCUCGUACGACACCUGGAAUCUGCUGCACCGGUGGUUGGGCCGCAUUGUUGUGUUGGAGGGGCUGGCCCAUGUCAUUGCCUGGGGUGUGCCCAAAGUGCAAACCUAUGGAUGGUCAACCGCACUCGGCACCUUGUCGAAACCCUUCAUGUUCAAUGGUCUCAUGGGGAUGGUGGCGAUGCUCGCCAUCCUGGUUCAAUCCCCUUCUCCCAUCCGACAUGCCUUCUACGAGACUUUCCUCCACCUUCACAUUGGGCUGGCCUGUGUGGCUGUGGGAUUUCUCUGGCAUCAUGUCUACCGUUACUCCUGCCGUUACUAUCUUUAUGCCGCCAUAGCCUUCUGGGCGUUUGAACGACUUGCGCGGUUGCUGAUUCUGAUCUACCGCAACUAUGGCUUUGGUCGCCGCACAACCGCCUAUCUGGAGGCGCUGCCUGGCGAUGCCGUCCGCGUCACUCUGCAACUCGCUCGUCCCUGGACCUUCUCGCCGGGCCAGUACUGCUUCGUCUACAUCCCGAAACUCGGAGCCUGGACCUCGCACCCCUUCUCCAUCGCCUGGGGCGAAACCGGCCAGACCUUGCUGGGGUCGUACAGCGAGAAGAUGGCCGAGGUGGAGAUGGGCAAUGACCACGGCCACCCUGGGCUGGAGUCUCGCAAGGUCAAUACGGUUUCCCUGCUCGUGCGACGUCGGACCGGAUUUACAGACAAGAUGUUUACGGAAGCAUUUGCUUACGCCCGCACCCGCUUGCCCCCGGACACGAUCAGCACUUCGCCGCGGUCAACUACGACGGAUAUCUCCACGGCAGCCAUGCCGGUCACUGCUUUUGUCGAGGGACCCUAUGGCAACCUCCACUCGCUUGACUCGUACGGCACUGUUCUCCUCUUUGCCGGUGGAGUGGGCAUCACACACUGCCUGCCAUUCAUCCGCCAUUUGGUGCAAGGAUACAGCGAUGGCACCGUCGCUGCCCGACGUGUCACUCUCGUAUGGGUCAUUCAGUCCCCAGAGCACCUGGACUGGAUCCGACCGUGGAUGACCACGAUACUCGGCAUGGAAGGCCGGCGCGACGUGCUGCGGAUCCAGCUGUUCGUAACGCGCCCGAGAAACCCCCGUGAGAUCAGGAGCCCCAGCGCGACCGUGCAGAUGUUCCCGGGCCGGCCAGAUGUGGGCACGCUCGUCCAGAUGGAUAUUGACAAUCAGAUCGGGGCCAUGGGCGUGAUGGUCUGUGGCAAUGGUGGCCUGAGCGAUGAUGUCCGCCGGGCUUGUCGACAGCGCCAGGGCCGUACCCAGUUGGAUUAUAUUGAGGAGAGCUUUACCUGGUGA